CACUACCAACUCAAAAAUGAACAACAGCUGCUGAACCAGUUCGCCACAAUAUGAGUUUUGAUGCUGAUUGUGAUGAGUUUAUUCAAAACAAACUAUUCCGGACCAGGGGGAAAUGUGCAAUAUAUGCGCGCCAAUCCGAUGUCUACGUCGCUGUGAAGCAAAAGUCCACUUUCCGAGCCACUGCAUCCACUUUGGCCAUGGCGGAGAGCAACAACAAUGUGAUAAGCAUGCGGCAUGACAUUUGGUUCCACAUAUCGAUGCACAUUGACCCGGAGGACGUGCAGACCUUCGCCCUGAUAUGCAAACAAACCGCCCGACUGGUGGCUUCGCGGGCCUUCUGGCGCAAUCUCUACCGGCGGCACUGCACCGGAGCCACCUCCGGUUGGAAUCUGGAUCUGCCCGCCCAGCUGCAGCUGGAGCAGAUCCGCAACUGUGAUACCCGAGCCCUCAGAGCCCUCGUCAUUGAGGCUCUUUUCCACUGCCACCGUCCGCUGAAGGUUCGCCUGGAGCUGGGCUACAACCUGGACUGGCUGGUGCAGCGCAUCUUCGUGUCCUGCUGGCAGACGCAGUAUCAGUGCCUGUGGAUCAUGUGCUACAAGUUCUGGAACAGACAGCCGCAAGUGCAGCACGAGUCGGAGAUGGAUAGCAGCGAAGUGGUGAAUGAUUGGGAAUCCCUGGCAGAGGAUGAUGCGGGGCAAUUAGUGCCCACACUGGGCAAUCCCAACGAAGGGGUGGUUCUUCUUAUCGUGCUGUGCCGCCACUUUGUGCCCACUCCCAAUCAGUUGUCCUACAGCCAGCAGCAGGCACGCUACCGACUACGGGCCACCCGGGAACUGCUAUGCACGGACAUGCGAGCCAAGAACCUGGAGCUGGACUUCUCUGAAGACGGGUGCCAAAACGUAUCUGUAACCGUUAAGUAUGCUCGCAUCGAAAAGUACAAGGUAUUGCCCUGGUGGCAUCCAGACUUCCAGAGAUUCGUGAAAUAAAACCCCCACCCCGACUUGAUGCAACGAUAACAACCUGCAAUAGGUCACUAGCUUCUACUUCUUAUCUACAUUAUUGUAGUGUUCGCAUCUUAUCUUAAGUUGUACCGCCCAAACAAGUGUUCAACAUCGUAAACAAUUGUCUAGCAUUGAUCGUUUUAUUCAAACGGACUCUGGAAUUACAAGCUUCUGGAGGGAAAAAAUCACAUAUGCAUACCGUACAAGUAAAACAAUCAGGUGCAUCGUCGUUGUAAAAAGCGAUUUUGUUUAGGGACUACAACUGGAAGAAGACUGUUCAUAUAUACACACACUUUUAUCUUAAACAUAACAUUGGGUGCCACGAAUACAAAACAUGCAGGUGGUCGUAGUAAAUUCCGUUUCUCGGUGUUCGGUGUCUUGUGAUUAGAAUUAGUGGAAGCUUUUCCGGGGAUUAUCCUACACUUUGCCCAGAAGGUCGUGGCCAUAGGGCUUCUUGCGGUAACCCUUGAAGGCGAACAGUUUAAAUGCCAAAACCAUCAUCACAAUGCAGAAGGCGUACAGCAGCAUGCCCAUCCGCAUGUCCAUGUCGGUGAAUACGCUGGAGAUCUGUCGCUUCUGCCGCAUCUUAUCCGGCGUGGGAUGCAGCAGCUCCUCGCGCUGCAAGCCGAAGCGGCUCACGAACUGCGGAUUGUGUAUGUUCUUGAGGAAGCCCAGCACGGCGUCCUUGUUCCACUCGAUCUCCAAGUUCUCCGACUUGGUGCCGGGCGCCCGGUAACAUUCGCUGCAGCUGUCCGGCGAAGGGAACUGCUUCUUUGGGAACUCUGGGUCCUCGGUUUCGUCGCCGGCGAGCCGCUGGUUCACCUCGUUGUGAGCCGCCCACAGCCAGAGAACCGCCUCCUCCUUGUUCGGCACGCUCCAGAUUUUUCGCCUCGAUGCCAUUGCCUGUGAAUUGUACACAACAUCAAUUACUCAAUGCGUUCAAGUAACAAAAAACAACUGUUGGCACAGCUGCAGAUCAAAAGCCUAGUAAACGACGGUGGUACCUCACGUUGGGAACCCCAAAGUCAAUGGAAAAGGUUGAUAAAUGUAAAUCUACCCGCCUUGAUCACUGGGCUUUUGGAAAAUCAUUUGUAUGAACUGAUCAAUGCUUAGCUGGCAACAAAUCGUUUGUAAUAAUGGACGGAACCGUUCAAUUGUACUCCCUAAGCAAGCUCUUUAUCACAUACAAAUGGUCUGUUAUUAAACUUUACCUUAUUGGGGUUUUUAAAUAUCACUUUUCAAUUUUAGUAGUCAAGAAUGCAAAUCCUAGCUAAAUUAACUGGUCAGUUGAAGGUAAUCAGUAACGUCCCUCAAAGUAUAGUAAACUUCAGCUAGUGGAUGUAGUGACAGUAAUUUAUUUGAAACCAAUACUCCCUUGUAAUCUACGAACACGACUUACAAAUAAUAAGCCUUCAGAGAAAGUAGUCGUAUGACUCACGGAUUAUAAAUAACAAAUAAAAUCUCGCUUUAGAGCUGGCUGAGAAAAAC
Molecule: messenger RNA, 2489 nt
Organism: Drosophila subpulchrella
Lineage: Eukaryota; Metazoa; Arthropoda; Insecta; Diptera; Drosophilidae
Gene: fsd
Product: transmembrane protein 183
Exons: 2
Coding region: 51-986 (311 amino acids)
Biological process (GO): regulation of protein stability
Cellular component (GO): SCF ubiquitin ligase complex
Molecular function (GO): protein binding
Source: RefSeq, a predicted model, not a curated record